AUGGGCGAAAGCUUGACCAUUAGACUGUUUGUAUGUACACAAACCUACGACAUUCCAUGUGACCCUCGACAGUCUAUCAAGUGGCUCUUAAUGCAGGCGAAGACGAUCCAGCGCUCUAAUCAGAAACAUUUAUUGCCAGAAGAUGAGCUUGAGGUGCUAUUUAAUCGCACAACUCGUCAGACACCUAACAAUUCACACAACAAUGCCAUGUUGCCAUGGUUUCGAUCGUAUCCAGGCAGUUUACAGCUCUCAUCGGACAAGAUUGACUCGUCCAAUGGUCUCUUUUUCCAGCAGUUACACGCCUAUACAUUGAUUGGAAAACGCACGCCUGUGUCGGCUGUUCAACUCAAGCAAAAACAUGAUCAGGACGCAUUCCUGGCACUAGUGCAUACGUACGUUACGGGAAAUUACGAUCAGGACAAUAGAUCACGACCACAGGCACCGAAUACAAUAGGAAAUGGAAGAAAAUUAAAGGGUAAUGAAGGCUGCUCAACAGCUUCUUCAGGAAUGCACGCCGCAUCGUCACGAGAGAACUACUACGCUGGAACAAGACGAUCACCGGUGCUGCCAUCGUCUGCGUAUCCUCCAAAACAUGAUCCGAGUGGCUUUUCAGAUUCAGGAUCUGACAGCAGUGUGGAAGACUUGUCGUCGUACCCGGCUCGGUCUUUACAAACAAACGAACACGGUGUACCUCAAAGUGUUCUCACGCCUUCGAGUCCUGUCCACGUGCCAACAGUUUCGUCUCCGUCAAUCCCUCGUCCCGACAACACAUUAGAUGGUCUGGAGAAUGUAUUCGAUAUUGUAUUCAAGCAACAGGCUAUUGGGAUGAAGCUCGGUGCGGACGAGACCAAACAGUACGCAAUUGUGAAGGAGUGCUUUGAUGGGUCCGAAGCAAAGCGGUAUCCCGAGAUUCAGAGCGGUGUGGUUAUUUUGGCGGUAAAUGGGCAAGAGGUGAGUGGCCUUGGCUUGUCACGCGUGCUGUAUCGAUUACGAGAAGCUCCACGUCCUGUGGUCGUUCGCUUUGGUCGUAUGUCGACUCGUCAGCUACAAGAGCGACGCAAAGCUCGUGGUCCGUGGUAA
This is a messenger RNA of Peronospora belbahrii, 1080 nucleotides long. The record is from the annotation of a GenBank genome assembly. Lineage: Eukaryota; Oomycota; Peronosporomycetes; Peronosporales; Peronosporaceae.